Molecule: messenger RNA, 447 nt
Organism: Achroia grisella
Lineage: Eukaryota; Metazoa; Arthropoda; Insecta; Lepidoptera; Pyralidae
Exons: 2
Coding region: 1-447 (148 amino acids)
Source: RefSeq, a predicted model, not a curated record
AUGGCUGCUAAAAUUCUCGUAACGUCUGCAAUUUUGGUGUUACUUGUAAAUAUUUCUCAAGCUCAAUUCGGUGGCAACCGACCGGGAGGCUUCGGUGACAACCGACCCGGGGGCUUUGGUGACAACCGACCCGGAGGCUUUGGUGGUACCCAACACGGUGGUUUCGGUGGCAAUCGACCUGGUGGUGGCGGAUUUGGACAAGGAGGAUUCGGUCAAGGUGGUUUUGGUAAUGGUGGAUUUGGUCAAGGACAAGGCGGAUUCGGCCAAGGUGGAUUUGGUCCUGGUGGACAAGGAGGCUUUGGACAAGGAGGAUUUGGAUCUGGUGGACAAGGGUUUGGACAAGGCGGUUUCGGUCACGGACAAGGCGGAUUUCCCGGACAAGGUGGUUUUGGUCAAGGUGGUUUUGGUCAAGGUGGUUUUGGAAGACCUGGACGCUAUAUUAACUAA